Pecten maximus is the source of this 4808-nucleotide messenger RNA. RefSeq names its product methenyltetrahydrofolate synthase domain-containing protein-like. Gene Ontology annotation, molecular function: RNA binding. The transcript has 7 exons. Lineage: Eukaryota; Metazoa; Mollusca; Bivalvia; Pectinida; Pectinidae. Bases 147 to 1724 code for a protein of 525 amino acids. Gene Ontology annotation, cellular component: cytoplasm. The record is from RefSeq and is a predicted model, not a curated record.
CAAGAUCUAUUUUUCUGCGGUCCUAUACUAUGGCAGCCUCCAUGUGCCACGUUGAAAAAUCGUGAUAAAACUUUAGACUUUAUUCUCUAUUCGAAGGUGCAACACAGUCCGAAUUAUCAUCUAGAUAGUACAAAAGAUAAAGAAAUAUGUCGGAACCAAGAUUGCCAGCGGAGUCUGUGAAGGCGAUGGGCUCAGAAGAGAUUUCGAAGCAGUCCAUACGCAAAGUUGUCUGGGAUUACCUGGAACAGAACAACCUUGUUAACUUCCCACGUCCAGUUUACAACAGGAUACCAAACUUCAAGGGAGCAGCCAAUGCUGCCGAGAAGGUGCCAACAAUGGCUGAGUUCAAAUCGGCUAGAGUUGUGAAAGUGAACCCGGAUAAACCACAGGAGAAUGUGCGCUUCCUUACUCUGGAGGCAAAUAAGACAUUACUGGUGCCAACUCCACGGUUGAGGACAGGCCUCUUCAACAGGAUUGUGGUGCCAGAAGGGGCUAAUAAGGAUAUGCUGAGGAUCUGUUCUACGACUCAGGGAGUGAGGGAACACAGCGAACCAAUAGGUCUGGAUGACAAAAUAAAGGUUGACCUCAUCAUCAUAGGUUCCGUGGCAGUGUCCAAGGAAGGUUUUCGUAUUGGUAAAGGUGAGGGUUUUGGAGACUUGGAGUAUGCCAUGAUGAAAAGCAUGGGUGCCAUUGAUGACAGCACUAUUGUGAUUUCGACCGUCCAUGACUGUCAGGUUCUUGAUAUCCCCGAGGCCCUGAUGACUCCCCAUGAUGUUCAGGUAAACUACAUAGUCACGCCAACUGAGAUCAUCAAGUGUGACUGCAAACGAGCUCAACCCAAGGGUAUUGUCUGGUCUUACCUUACACCAAAGAAAAUGCGUCAAGUUGCAAUCCUUAAGCGCCUGCGUGCCUUGGAGCGUGAGGCUGGAGUGGAUGUAACACUUAAAGACGGAGAGGAGUUUGACGAGACAGCUGAUGAUGGGGAGGAUGAAAAAGAAGGUGAGAAUGAUCGUUAUCGUCGCAGACGCCCACCAUUCAACCGGAGACGUCGUGCCCCAGGUGGGCGUGGACGUCGUAGGCCCAACAGUGAGCGAGAUGGAGAAUCGGCCAACGAGGAGCGUGGUGAGUCGUCGGGUAAUGAAGCAACGCAUGCUGAUGGUGAUCAGAGGCGUGAGGACCGUCCUCAGCGCAGGAGACGUCCACGACCUCCACGCAGAAGGAGGAGGGCAUCUGAUCGUCGUGAUGAGGGCGAAGAGAACUCUGAGCAGAACGUAGAUGACUAUUCACCCAGGGAAGGAGAUGGUGAUAGGGAGAUACCAGACAAGCGAAGAGGCAAGGGAGGUGAACGUCGUGGCCCACGUAGAAUGAGAAACAACCCUCGUACCAGGAUGCCUACAAUUUUUGUUGGAAGCAUUCCACGCGCAACUCGUGUCAGUGAACUGAAAACCAAGAUCCGUGAAAUGGAUAUCUUCCCGAUUCGCGUUAUAUGGCAUGGGGCACGCGGAUAUGCAUUCUUUCAAUUCACAAAACAGAGUGAAAUGGAAACAGCCUUAGACUCUCUGAAAGAAUUUGAAAUUAAUGGCAAGCAGCUUAGAAUUGAAGAAUCCAAGCCACCGACAAAUCGGUCAAAUAAUUCAUCUGGAGAACGUGGAGAGGUUGGAGACCACGAUGUCAAUGGUGCCGCAGAUGGUAUGCAGCAGAUGAAUAUCAGGAGUGAUGAUUGAGGGGGUACUGGAGAUAGGUGGUUGGGACGUGUGUAGCACUUCAUGCUGUGCCCAAAUAGUGCUAAGGUAUAUAUAUACUGUUAUUUAAAAUCAGUGACCGACGACUCCAGUCUCAGUGGCAGGACAUGUAGGCCUGUAGCAAAUUAUCCUGAUGAUCGUUCGUGGUUUUAAUGAGAGAUGACAUGAAACUAGACUGAGAAGUAAUCAUUACCACUAACCCUCUGUAGUGAGUGUCGUUGAUCCUGUUAUACAGUCAUGGAAGGAGGCCAUCCAGUUUUGUUUUGUUUGGAAUGGAAUGAGGUGUAUCAACACUACAGACAUGAUUUUUGUCCACUUAAUUUCAUGGUGAAUGGGAGUUUUCUGAUAAUCUUGAUUCAGAAUCGAUGAUUCUAGACUGAUAAAUUGACUGAAAAAUGCACAAGUCCCUGAGGUCAAUCAUACAACCCUUGUAUGUGAUGGGCUCGAGACCUAAUCAGUUUUUCACUUUUGAUGGUAAAAGCAUAUUUUUUUAAAAUCUGUUGCUGGAGGGCAUGUUCAUUUAAAAGGUCACAAAGAAGAAAAAUGUUCUUAAUUUUGAUUAAAAUCAUAUUCAUUGAAAUGUUUGACACAAAAAUUUCUUAUUUCUCAUGUUUUGUCUUUCGCUGGUUAGUGUCUCAUCUUUAGAUGUUUUAAGUUUUAGAGACAGCUUUUCAUUGGUAGCAUAUUUGGCAAACUGGUUUUGAUUGGUGGAACCCUUUGACCUUAGUAACUCAGAGUUGUACGUGUGAUUUGUUUGGCUGGAAGACUAGGUAAUUGCAAUUAGAUCGGUUGCAUCACUUAACAAUAACAGCUGUUUUCAUGAGAUAUUACCAGGUAAUUCAUGAAAUCCCUGAUGUAUGAUGUAGCAGUCGACAACAUUGAUCAGAGAGUGGUUAAUUAGACUUACUGAAUGCACAAAAUGUAAUUUAUAUCUUAGAUAGGCGACUACUGAUUUUCGAUUUUUUUGAACAAAAAUACCUAUCAAUUGUUCAUGGCGGAAGUAAAUAUGAAAUGUAUUUGUACUAUUGCUAUAUUGGGGUAUCUCAUUGCAUCGUGCUCCAAAUGCAAUCCUGAUUUGUAAUGUAUGGCAGGGUAAUUUGUGUGAAUACAGAAUCAGUUCUUUCAGGAUCUCUGAGCAUGUACCCUCAAGUUUAAAACUCCCAACCAUUCAGUAAAUACAAGAUGAUGAAAUAUUUAGGUAUUAGAUAUUUUGGUUUUUAUUGGAGUAAUAUGUAUAGUUGUGUUUUGUUAUCGGGCAGAUUUACUGUUGUAUUGAUAAAAAUAUCUUUAAUGCUGUAAAGAGUGAAUCUUUUGCCGAAAUCAGUAGAAAUUUGCCUGAAGCCUAGGUUGUACAAGAAUCUGUAAACAAAGCAGCCAAAUUGAAAAAAAUCACAUUAUAACGAAACGUUUCGUCUUUAGAUUUGUAAAAAAUUUGUGCUAUUCUGGAUUCCAAGUGCCUUUUUUUAUCAUAAAAUUACCGAAUUUUUUCUAACAAAUUUUAAAGAAAUGCAUUAUUACUGUAUGCCUAUGUAUUAUCAGGAGAAAGCUGUACAGAUGUUUGAAGGUCAGAAGGGUUUCAACCACCAAAAAAUAUGUACAAACUACAUGUAUUCUUUUAUUUUUAGUAUUAAAGUUUUGGAAUGGGUGCUUGAAAAAAUGGAUUGAAAAGGAAUUUCUACCCGACAGCUUAUACCCAUUACAGUUGUGCUUAUUUGUCUGUGUGUAUAUAGAUUAUACAUAGAUGUGUUCAAGGUUGGACAUAUAAUUUAACAAGUUUGUGCAAUUUCAUGAUUUUCAUUUUUGCAGUUUUGGUGAGUGCAUCAAUCUUCAACACAUCCAUACAUGAAGCUGUUUUAAACUUAAGUUUCUUGCAUAUCGUAAUUAACAACUAACAGGUCUGAAAUUAGUGAGUAGAUUUUUAAGGUUAUAUGCUACCUUCUCCAACCUAUAAGUCAUUUCCUUAAGAACUGGUAAAGUAUAUUUUGAUUUCAUUGACUUGGACCGAUUUAUUUGGAGUUAAUGGAGGAAUCCAGAAUCCUAAAGGGGGAAAUAAAUGACAAUAUGUUAUGAUACAUUUUCAUAUCAUGAGUUUUCAAGGGAAAUAACUCUUGACACAAAAGUACAAUAUGUAUGGUAGCAUAUAACUUCAAUAGCAGUAGUGAUCUUGUAUCCUUAGCCAUUAAUCCUUUUAUAGUGUAAACAAUGCUUCACAGAAAUCCUCAAAAGCUAUCCUGUUUUUUGAGCUUAGAACAGCAGCAUUAUCUGCCAAAGACAUCAAGUGAACUAUGCAAUUUUGAUCCAAAUAAGUGCCAGUUAUUUUCUGUAUUUAGGGGGAAAUAAAGUUCUGUUAACUUCAAAAGAUGAAAUACAUAAAAUUGCUGGGUAUAUUGUGAUUCCGUUAAUGGGCUAGAAGCCUGUCUGUCACGGUCUAUAUAUAAGUUUAUCAGAGUUGGGUUUCUGCUGAUCUUUAAGCAAAAAUAGCAGUUAAAUUUAGUACAGAAGAUAGUUACUUUUUGGAAUAAAUCUAUUUAGUGGUAACUUAAUACAUUUUGAUAUUAAUUAGUAACUUCAAAAGAAUAAAAUUUGACCAAGACAUGAUCACACUAUGAAAUUUGUUCUACUUUCUGUUUAUUUUCAAUGCUAGCCCACUUGUAAGUUAACUGUUGGGAUGUCUUUUCUUUUAAUUUUCUCAUGGUAUUUAUGUGAAAUUGUAAAAUUCUUCCUUCUAGGGAAAAAAUCCUUUCCAGAGGUAACUCCUAAAACUCAGCAGAAACCCACUUUUUAAGUAUUUUAAGAUAAUUAUAAAAAAAAAAACUAAUUCAAUAUUGAUGACUGCCAUUUAUUAUUCCAACCCUGUUUGUAAUUAAAGGUCUUGAUUUGUGCAGUGUUAUAUAUUCGGUAAUUUUAAGAGAAGUUAUGUAGAAAUUGAAUUCUCUUCAAAAAAGUUAUGAAAUUCUAUGAGGUUGUGACUCGAGAAAGCAUGACUGCAAUAUCAUAGUUUAUAGAUAUAGUUUUUUAUUAAUCAAUAAUGAUUUAAUAAUAAAACGAUGCGUUGUCAUUAUUGAA